AUGAUUCCUUCCUCAAUAGCUGAGCCUGUCGAGAUCAAGAAUCGUGACAAAGCACCAAAUAAUAACGCUCCUGAUUCCUAUAAUAGAACUAACAAUAUAAACCGACUUACUUCUCCCCCACAAGGGCAAAAUAUUCAAUUAUCUAAAUCUCAACCUAAGCUUAGCACUCAAAAUAAACUUGGUUCCUCUCCUAAUCCUAAGCUUCAUUUGAGUACCUCAGGUGGUUUUGGAAGGUCUUUCGGGUCUUUGGAACCUAAUUUAGAGGCGAAUGCCAUCGAUAUUCCUGAUGAAAGAAAGGUAGAGAUAAUCAGAAAGCACCUCGUCACCGGGGAAGAUCUUGCUAAUAGCUCUGAAAAUAGUGGUAGUUCAACAGAUCCGCUUACCCUUUAUUCAACAUCACAUCAUAAGUUGCGUGGAUUAGAUGCAACACACGAGGUUUAUAAAUGGCAUAACAGUAUAGAAAUUGAACCUAUGAGACGUACUCGUUCUCGUUCUUUAUAUUUACCACGACCAACUGAUCCAGAUACAUCUAAUAUCAGGGAACCAGGCGGAUUUCGCCGUUAUCAUCUUCUGAUGAAGGCAAGGCAGGAAGGCAAAGAACUACCUAACAUUAUAACCCGAAACUUUAUCGAUUUUCUUGCGAUGUAUGGCCAUUUUGCUGGUGAAGAUUUGUCGGAUGAUGAAGAGGAAGAAGAAGAUAUUGUUACUGAGAUAACUCCAUUACUUCCAAGAGAAGGACUUUCCUCUCACGCAAAUGCAUCACCUUCGAAAGCCGUAUUUUUACUUUUAAAAUCGUUUGUUGGCACUGGAGUUAUGUUCUUACCGAAGGCGUUUUAUAAUGGUGAUAUCGGUGGCGCAUUGUACGGUCGUUGGAUGAGACUUGCUGUUCUAUUCUCGAUAACACUUUCUCAGAUCGGAUUCGUUUGCGCCUACAUGAUUUUUGUUGCCGAAAAUCUUGCUUCAGUUACUAGCUAUUUUACACAUAUUGAAAAUUUAGAUAUAUCUUGGUUUAUUGUGGGACAAUUGUUUAUUUUCGCGCCAUUAGCCAUGAUUCGUCGUAUAUCUAGAUUGUCUUUUACAGCAUUGAUUGCGGAUGCAUUUAUUAUGCUUGGACUAUUGUAUUUAUAUUAUUAUGAUAUUUAUCGACUAUCAUCAAGUGGCGUUGGUGAAAUCGCAGCAUUUAAUCCAGUGGAUUUCGCUUUAUUUGUUGGCACUGCCGUUUUUACUUUUGAAGGGAUUGGUCUAAUCAUUCCAAUAACCGAAUCUAUGAAAGAACCAGAAAAAUUUCCCAAAGUUUUAACUGGUGUUAUGAUAUUCAUUACUAUCAUUUUCACGUCAAUUGGUGUUUUAUCUUAUGCCGCUUUCGGUAAAGACGUGAAGACUGUAGUCAUUCUAAAUUUACCUCCUAAUGAUCCUAUGGUUCGAAUUGUUCAAUUGCUUUAUGCUUUGGCUAUUCUCCUUUCUGUGCCUUUACAAUUGUUUCCGGCCAUAAGGAUCAUGGAGCAAGGUAUAUUCGAAAGAAGUGGCAAAGAUAACCUUAUGGUGAAAUGGCAGAAGAAUUUGUUUCGAUUCUUAACUGUGAUAGUUUGUGCAUUAAUUGCAUGGGCUGGCGCAUCCGACUUGGAUAAAUUUGUUUCAUUAAUUGGAUCAUUUGCUUGGUAA
Scutellospora calospora is the source of this 1662-nucleotide messenger RNA. Lineage: Eukaryota; Fungi; Glomeromycota; Glomeromycetes; Diversisporales; Gigasporaceae. The record is from the annotation of a GenBank genome assembly.